Messenger RNA from Ilyonectria robusta, 1934 nucleotides. Its product is annotated as fungal-specific transcription factor domain-containing protein. Gene Ontology annotation, molecular function: DNA binding; zinc ion binding. Bases 276 to 1844 code for a protein of 522 amino acids. Gene Ontology annotation, cellular component: nucleus. Gene Ontology annotation, biological process: DNA-templated transcription. The transcript is spliced from 3 exons. The record is from RefSeq and is a predicted model, not a curated record. NCBI's taxonomy places the organism in Eukaryota, Fungi, Ascomycota, Sordariomycetes, Hypocreales, Nectriaceae.
GGGAUAAGAGACUGUCGCAGGAAGCUACAGCUACCAGCGACAGCUCCGGCUCCGGCUCCGGCUCCGUCCCCGAGCAUGCGGCUUACAAUCCUUCAGCGGCCGUUUCGGCUGUCUCUCUCUCCACCCGGACGGAUACAGUGUAUCACGGCGCUACUCACUGGGCUGCGUUCCUGGACCAUAUUCGGGAAAUCCAGGUCGCACUCGAUGCCGAAACCGACAUCAGCACGGCGGCGACAUCACCUGUCCAGCAAUCUCCUGACUACAACCGUCCCGAUAUGCUGUUUGGCAACCUGGCGUCGCUCACAAUGGAAGGCGUCAUGGACAGUUUGCCAUCCCGCCGGGAUUCGGACAAGCUGGUGUCGUUAUACUUCAGCUCCAAGUUCACCACCGUACCAUUCAUCCACGUACACCAGUUCCAGAGACAAUAUCAGGCUUUCUGGGAGGACCCACCGGCUACUAGCUUUAUGUGGAUCAGCAUUUUGUUCUCCGUCCUGUGUAUUGCUUCCAUCGUCGCCGAUAUGAAAGGUUACGGGGAAUCCAUGUACUUGGACCUCCGAGAUCCAUGCUUCUUCAUGGGGAAAGCGGCUGAGAGUUUGGUCGCUGGCCAAUAUCUCACGAACAAGAAGUAUGCCAUCGAGGCGUUACUGAUACAUGCCCACUCGCGGAAUAUCUGCAGCAAGAACUCUGACUCAGUUCUCUGGGCCAUCUUCGGGUUCACCACACGCCUUGCCCAGCGUAGUGGCUAUCAUCGCGACCCAACUGGUCUACCUGAGCGCUUCUCGCCCUUUGAGACAGAGCUGCGCCGGCGGGCCUGGUUUUUCAUUGAGGUCCUUGAUCUUUUACUUUCCUGCCAGCUCGGCAUGCCUCCCAUCGUCCAUCAUGGAGGGAGCGACACCGAGAUGCCGAGCAACUAUAGCGAUGACGAUUUCGAUGAGGAUACCGUGGUGAUGCCACACCCUCGGCCGCCCAUCGACCCCACGCCGAUACUGUAUUACCGCACGAAGGGCCAGCUGUGUCGUAUAUUGAGAAAGGUCAUGCAACAAGUACUGUACAUGAAGCAACCGAAAUAUCAUGAAACAUGCACUUUGAACGACGAGCUGCACCUCUGGUAUGCUGAGCUUCCCGCGAGUCUCAAAAUUAGACCUAUCCGGACGACUAGCUUCAACGACCAAAACUUCACCAUCAUGCAUCGGAUCAUACUGGAGAUGGUGUACCGUAAGGCCUUGUGCCUGCUUCAUAGACCGUAUCUGAGUUUUGAAAAAGAGAACGGACAGUACGCGCCAUCGCGAGAUAUAUGCCGAGACUCGGCACUUAGGCUUCUCGACCUGCAUACCGACUUCGAUCGGGAAAUCAAGCCAGGUGGAAGGAUGUAUGAGGAUAAGUACAUGCUAUCCAGCUUAGGGUUGCAUGAUUUCAAGAUCGCAGCCAUGGUGAUUUGUCUAGAUUUGAACGAAUCGAGGCAUACGAGUAUUGUUGACCGAGAAAGGAGUAUAUGCGCUCUCCAAACAGCGUACAAUAUCUGGAAGGCUCGUGAGUUGGAAUCUCACGAUGCAAGGCGCGCCUCGAUCGUUUUGAGGGCGAUGAUGCGACGAUUGACGAAGCAAACCCUGACGAAUUCAGCACCAGGGGUGGACAGGUCUAUGCCUACACCAGUAUCAGAUCCUCCCUGUCAGCUUGAGUCUCAGCCUGCUGGCUAUGAGUUGCCGCCAAGCGACUGUGUUCAGGUGAAUGACCUGGGGCCUUCUACGUUCGGCUUGCUUGACUUUAUGCCCCUUGAUAGCGCCCUGAAUGAUCCUACAAACCUGGACUGGAACCUUCUCGACCAAUAUCUGGCUUUUAAUUGAACAGAAGAUAUGUAAUUAAACGUGUAAUUAAGGGAAAUGAUUGAGUCGAAUUUGUGACGAUGAGUUGAGUGGCGGUAAAAUGAAAUCUUC